AUGUUACAAAUUCAGAGAGGAUUGAUUAUUAUUAGCAGUGUGUGUAUAAUUUACCUCGUCAUUAUAUGGUUAUCUAGCAUAAAAUUAAUAGUUCAUCAUUCUCCAUUAUAUAAAAUUAAUGAGAAUGAAUAUUUCAAAAAUUGCAUUAAAUCUAAACAUUCAUGGAUUAGAUGUACUAAAUAUUUGAAUUUGAUAAGUAAUCAAAAAAUUAUCUCUCUCGAUUCAUAUUCUCAACGUUGGCCACCACCUUCUGUUACAUACUUAAUUGAUAAACGCUUACAUAGUUUCAAUCUUGCAUUACAUUUUUCACUUGCACAUAACGCAACAGAUUCUAAGGAUGAAGACCUUUACAAUAAAUUUGCAGAUAUGGUAUCUAACAGCUACAAACAAGAGGAAUUAUUAACUGGUAUGGAACCAGAAUACAUGGGAUCGAAUUCAACUGACUACUCUAUAUUUCCACAAAAUUUGAACUUUUCAAAGCUGAUCUAUGAUAUACAAAAUGCGAUUCCAAUUCACACGAAACCUAUCAAUAAUCCAGAAAUGUUCGCACUCCGGGUUCCUAAAUCUGUCUGCAGAUCAUACAACAAUGAGUUAAUUCCAAAUCUGAUAGUAAUAAUUAAAUCAUCAGUGUAUAACUUCGAAAACCGUGACCGUGCAAGGCGAACAUUUAUGCAGAAAAGAUUAUGGCCGAAUUUCAGUGUUCAAUUUGUAUUUGUCCUAGGAAUCCCCAUGGAAAACGAAUCAAAUUCCUUCAGAUUUGAUGGAAAUACAUAUGUCUUGGAUACGAAGUGGUGGAGAUUUUCUAAACAUUAUGGAAGUUCCAAGUGGCCGUUUGUAAAACAGUUGUCAUUGGAGGCUGAUUUAUAUGAUGAUUUGUUGAUUGGAUCAUUUCAUGAUACAUAUUACAACUUAACAAAGAAGAUGAUAUUUUGUUUAAGAUGGCUCUCAGCAUUUUGUCCAAAACAAGUCCCUUUAUAUUUGUUUAUAGAUGAUGACUAUGAUUUAGUACCAAAGAAUGUAAUAACAUUUUAUGAUAAUAAUACUGAAGACUAUUUAAGAAAUAUGAAUGGAGGUUACAUCCGUUCAUCUCGAACCGUUUUCAGACCAAUGGUUGAUGAAACAAGUAGUGUCUGGGCAAUGACUGUAAAGGAAUUUCCAUGGAUAUCUUAUCCGCCGUACUAUCAUGGAUUGACUUAUGUUAUUGGUGCAAGCUUGAUGCAUCGUCUUGCUAUCGCAAGUGCUUUUGUUAAAGAAAUACGCAUUGACGAUGCCUAUCUAGGGAUCUUAUUUAAUAAAUUAAAUAUAACACUUGUUCAUUUGAACAUUAUUGGCCCUUCUUUAACUAAAAAGGAUAUUAUGUCAGGUGGAAUAAAUGUACAUCAUAAAAUCAGUAAACGUAUAAUGAACUGGAGCAGCGGUAUGCCAAAAUAA
Schistosoma margrebowiei is the source of this 1431-nucleotide messenger RNA. The record is from the annotation of a GenBank genome assembly. Lineage: Eukaryota; Metazoa; Platyhelminthes; Trematoda; Strigeidida; Schistosomatidae.